ACCUGCCACAGAACACCAUUUGUUUUUGUUAUUCUUUGGUGUGCGUAGAGAGAUCUAACUGCCGCGAAAUGCAAAUGUGAGUUUAGGAAACUGUAACAUCCAAUUAAUGAGGGUUAAAGCUCAUAAGUUUCGUAUGGACUGUGUAAACUCGAAUUGAAAUCAAAAUGAUACGCAGCCCAUGAAUAAAUGGUAAUCCGUGGUUUUUGUUUAAACAGGAACAGCAAUGACUAUGAUCUCUUCACUUGCAAUACAUCACCCACUUUUAACCAUACCUGAGGAAGACCAAUCAGCAUGCAGUGAAUGUUCAGUUCCAUCUGACUGUGAUUGUUUUACAGAUGCUCAAAAAUCAAAUGAGAAAAAAAUUACUUAUCAGAACAACAGUACUAAUGUCAUAGGGGAAAACAAGAGACUUUUGUUUCCUGGUACUAGAAAGACAUUGUCAAACAGAAAAAAUAACAAGUGUGAUGAAACUAAAGAUAGUAUUUUUGCUUGGAGGUUAAUGACAAUUAGAGAAAAAUUAGAGGUUACCCUUUUAAAUGUAUAUCUGUCCAUAAGCAAUAUACCAGAACCAGAUGGACUGCAGGAUUUCAUAAGACGACGUCAAAGAGCAGCGGAGUUUACAUCAAGAUUCUGCAGAAAUUAUCUGUAUCAGUUUCAUCGCCAGGUGCUGGCUCUGCAACAUCGACUAAGGGAGAAGUCUUGCUGUGGUCUUCAUUAUAUUUAUAAAGCAUCAAUGUGCCAGAAACUUUUAAAUGCUUAUGAACUGGCACACCUGGCACUGCAGGCAGUUUUGAACCACAUCCCAACUUCAGUAUUAAUGUGCAUACCAAAGAAACUAAGGGAAUUUUUGAAAUUAAUUAUUGAACUUACUGAAAUUUCCUCAAAAUCAGGAGUGAUAUCUUGUGAAAGUGAAGACUCUGGUGAUGAGAUUGCAAAAUAUUGCAGAGAUUUAUUGAUGCUUAUACCUGACUCAAGUGAAAGUUUAAGCAUGCAGAAUGAAACUGACAACAGAAUAUAUGAUAAAAAAACAUUGAGGAACUGUGGAAAAUUUCCUUUGGUGAGCAGAUUCUCUAUGUACAAUGAAAACUCAGCCAUGAAAAGAAAGUCCACAGUAAUGAGAUCUGUUUCAAGUACAAAAAAAUCAGAAGCUUCAGGAAGGGAAAGCAAAACUUCAUUGGAAAGUAAUCAGAGCAGUCACAAGAACAGCCAUUUAUCUCGAUUUAAUGAGACAUCAGUGACAAGACCAAAACCCACAAAAAAUUGUACACGGAAGAAGAAAGAGGAGCACAGCAAACUAGUAGGAAGAGUGUCAGAGAAGAAUCAUGUGCAUACUCCUUUCAAUAUGGACAAUGUCACAACAGUAAUUGAAACAAUAUCUUCAGCUAAAAGUGAGGAAAACUUCACGGACGAGCAUAACCCAGGACUUAAUGAAAAUAUAACCAUAUCUUCAGAACAAAAUACAGAACCAAUAAGUAAUACUGCAACCACAAACUGUCAAAAUAAACUCAAUAACAAAAUGGAAUUUCAGACAAGGAGUAAUGUGAAGCUGAUAAUUCUCCCUCCAUUUGAAGAAUCAGACAAAAUUUCUGGUGGAAGAACUGAAGGGUAUACACCCUCACAAGCAACUAGGCAUACAGAAAAAGAGUUUGGGAAUAAUGUUUGCAAUGUUCUGAUUGAUUCAGGGCCUGCCCAAAAUAUUCAAGAUGAUCAGAUGAUGUUUCCAGUUGAGCAUACCCAUCAAUCUCCCAUGAAAGAUUAUUCACAGGAUGUCUCUUUGCCACUGCAAAGUUCAUUUGAACCUUUGCACUUGGAGAAAAUGGUAACAUAUACAAAAGGCUGUAACCAUACACAGGAUACUGGACCUAAGCCUUUGAAAGAGACAUUCACUGCAGAUGUUACUGAACUGGAAGGAAAGAAAUCUGUUAUGUUAGAUCCACCAGAUAACACAUUAAAUUUGGAGAAAAUGACAACGUACACAAAUGAAGAUGACUCUUAUUUGCUAGGACCAACUACUGUAUCAGGUCAAGGCUCCAGCCCCAAGCAUUUAAGCAGUAUGUCCGAACCAGAGACUCAUGCAGAGCAUCAAGGAAAUGGGUCUGAGCCAUCAGACACAAUAAAUAAAAUUAAUACAGAUAUUACUCAAAAUGUAGUGUCAUUGAAAAUACCUGCAGCAGAAUUAGAAUGUAUACUGGACCACAAAAGAAGAUUUAUGCAAUAUAUGAACAAUAAUCCUCUCUACAUGAAUUCAGCCAAACCUUGGCUAAUUGUGUCGAGGUUGGCAGAUACUUUGAUUUCUGAUGUAAUGCUUGAAAUUAUGAGUGAAAUUGAACUUGAAACUGAUAAAACAGUAACACAGAUGUUUCAUUUGGAACUCCAGUGAAGCACCCUUUGAUUGUCUGUAAGACCUGAAUUUCAAGGUUUUUUUCUGCCACAGCAUUUCAGUGUUAAUAUGAAUGUCAGUGAUAUAAAGAAAAUAAUUUGAGAGUAUCUUUACUAUUUGUUGUACCUUCCAUUUCCUUAAUAUCUUUUUCCCUUCAUCUACCUCUACUCUGUUAUCUUAUUUAGAAAAAACUGAUUGUGUGAUUUUAAUUUGACAUCCCCCCCCCCUUUCUCUCUCCCUGUUCCUUCCUGUCAUUCUUUGAGAUAUUUUGGUUUCUCUUGGCUUGGCUUCCGCCCCAUCAGAAUGUACAUUCCAUGGUGAAAAAAUCUGGAGAUUUGCAGAUACAUACACAUGCAGUGUGCAGUGACUCACCUUAGUGCAUGUCUCUACUUAGUUUUAUUGUAAUUGUUUACCACAACUUAAAAUUUUUAUCUUUGUGUUGCCCGUUGUAUGAGGACUGGGGGAGCUAACAGCUGAUAUGAAACAUAGACUUUCCAAUUUUAAAUCUUUGCCUUCAGUUUGUACGAUACUUGUAACAUAGUGGAUAAUCAUUUGCACAGGGCUUUAAGUCCAUUUAAAAUGUUUCCAUCUAUUACUAUCUGGUAUGCAUGAAAGUUCUCUUCUAUGGUGAAAUUUAGUAGAAGCUAUAGUGCAUUUUAUUUUUGUUUAUAUUUUUUGAAUCUAAUCCGUUAUUGGUGAUUAUGCCAAAUUCACUGUUCAGCAGAUACU
Messenger RNA from Schistocerca cancellata (South American locust), 3109 nucleotides. RefSeq lists its product as uncharacterized. The transcript is spliced from 9 exons. The record is from RefSeq and is a predicted model, not a curated record. NCBI's taxonomy places the organism in Eukaryota, Metazoa, Arthropoda, Insecta, Orthoptera, Acrididae. Bases 224 to 2380 code for a protein of 718 amino acids.